Molecule: messenger RNA, 1611 nt
Organism: Capsella rubella
Lineage: Eukaryota; Viridiplantae; Streptophyta; Magnoliopsida; Brassicales; Brassicaceae
Product: diacylglycerol kinase 4
Exons: 11
Coding region: 134-1609 (491 amino acids)
Molecular function (GO): ATP-dependent diacylglycerol kinase activity
Source: RefSeq, a predicted model, not a curated record
UUCAAGCUUUCAACAAAAAAUCUAGAAAUCUCAAUAUCUGUUGUGUAAUUCAAAUUUCAUAUUUUGAUUGUUCAACAAGAUUAUAAAAAGUUUCCAUCUUUUUUCUUUUUGGGAGACCGAGAGAAAGAGAGAGAUGGACUCACCGCCGUUGAUCGGAGAUUCAUUGACGGCGAGGAUGAUUCCACGACAUUCUUCUCUCGAUUCGUUUGGGGCGAUGAAAGUCUCCUUAUUGGUCAAUCUCGCGAGCAUAAGAGUCUCUAAAGAAGAGCUUCGUCAAAGAGUCAUGCUUCCUAAAUAUCUCCGCCUCGCUAUCCGCGAUUGUAUCCUCCGUAAAGACGAUUCCUCCUCAGCGGGGUCGUCGUCCUCCUCCUCCUCCUCCUCGGUAGACAACAACGAUGUAACCCCGGAAGUUCCUCUCAUGGUCUUUGUUAAUCCCAAAAGUGGUGGUCGUCAAGGUCCUCUCAUCAAAGAACGUCUCCAGGAUCUUAUCAGCCAAGAACAGGUGUUUGAUUUAACGGAAGUGAAGCCUAACGAGUUUAUUAGAUAUGGAUUGGGUUGCUUAGAGGCAUUAGCUUCUCGUGGAGACGAAUGUGCUAAAGAGAUUCGUGAAAAGAUGAGAAUUGUGGUUGCAGGUGGAGAUGGAACCGUUGGUUGGGUUCUAGGUUGCCUCGGUGAACUCAAUUUGCAGAACCGACAACCUGUUCCUCCUGUUUCUAUAAUGCCACUCGGAACCGGAAAUGAUCUCUCCAGAAGCUUCGGAUGGGGAGGGUCGUUCCCAUUUGCGUGGAAGUCUGCGAUAAAACGAACACUUCAUCGGGCAAGUAUUGCUCCCAUAAGCCGUCUAGAUAGUUGGAAUAUCAUGAUUACAAUGCCUUCUGGUGAAAUUGUGGAUCCUCCUUAUUCUUUAAAGUCUACACAAGAUUGUUACAUUGACCAGGAUUUGGAGAUAGAGGGAGAGAAGCCUCCAACGACGAAUGGUUAUGAAGGAGUCUUCUACAAUUAUUUUAGUAUAGGUAUGGAUGCUCAAGUGGCUUACGGUUUUCACCAUUUGCGCAAUGAAAAGCCUCACCUUGCAAAUGGCCCUAUCGCCAAUAAGAUUAUAUAUUCAGGAUAUGGUUGCUCUCAGGGUUGGUUCCUCACGCACUGCAUGAACGACCCGGGUUUAAGGGGUCUCAAGAACAUUAUGACAUUGCAUAUAAAAAAGAUGGACUCAUCCGAGUGGGAGAAAGUACCAGUUCCCAAAAGUAUAAGAGCAGUUGUUGCAUUGAAUCUACAUAGCUAUGGAAGUGGAAGAAACCCUUGGGGAAAUCUCAAACAAGAUUAUCUUGAAAAGAGAGGCUUUGUGGAAGCACAAGCCGAUGAUGGGUUGGUUGAGAUCUUUGGGUUAAAGCAAGGAUGGCAUGCUUCCUUCGUUAUGGUUGAACUCAUCUCUGCCAAACACAUUGCACAGGCGGCAGCGAUACGGCUGGAGAUAAGAGGAGGAGAAUGGAAAGAUGCGUUUAUGCAAAUGGAUGGAGAGCCAUGGAAGCAACCUAUGAACAAAGACUACUCUACCUUUGUUCACAUCAAGAGAGUCCCUCACCAGUCUUUGGUCGUCAAAGGAGAUUGACU